AUGCAAGAACACCAUGCUGGUCUCCUCCUGCUCUUCUUUGCCUCUCCUACCAACUCCUGCACCGAGCAGGAGAAUAACUCUCUCAUCAACUUCCUGGAUGGGCUCAUGCCAGACGACAACGGUGGUCUCAACGUUUCAUGGAUGAAGGGCACAGGUUGCUGCAAAUGGGAAGGCAUAAUCUACAGCAGCGAUGGGACAGUCAUAGAUGUCUUGCUCGCCUCCGAAGGUCUCAAAGGGGGCAUCUCGCCAUCCCUCGGCAAUCUUACAGGCCUGCUACAUCUCAACAUGUCCCAAAAUUCGCUCGAAGGCAGUCUACCAACAGUAUUAGUUUUCUCCAAAAGCAUUAUUGGCCUCGACGUCAGCUUCAACCACCUCAAAGGUCAUUUACAAGAGAUGCAAUCCUCAAACCCCAGCCUUCCUCUCCAGGUACUGAAUAUCUCAAGUAAUUCCUUCACAGGACAGUCCCCACUAACAACAUGGGAGGUGACGAAGAAUCUGGUUGCUUUUAAUGCAAGCAAUAACAGCUUUACAGGACAAAUACCAUCUUCUAUCUGCAUCAAUGCUCCAUCAUUUUCCAUGCUUGAUCUCUCAUAUAAUCAAUUUAGCGGCAAUAUUUCUCUGGGGCUUGGAAGUUGCUCUAUGCUGAGAGUGCUCAAAGUUGGCCACAACCACCUUACUAGAGCUCUGCAUGUCGGACUAUUCAAUGCUACCUCACUGGAGCACCUCUCUUUAGCCAACAAUGGUUUGCAAGGAGUUCUUGAUGGUUCCCAUAUACUCAAAUUAAGCAAUUUGAAUGUCCUUGAUCUUGGAUCGACUGGUCUCUGUGGUAAGAUUCCGGAUUCUGUUGGCCAGCUAAGAAGAUUAAAGAAACUCUACUUGGAUAACAACAAUAUGUGUGGUGAACUGCCAUCUACCCUAGGUAACUACUCAAAUCUCGGAUACAUUACCCUCAGAAACAUCAGUUUCACCGGGGAUCUUAGCAAAGUGAAUUUCACCAUGUUGGAUAUGAGGACAACUGAUUUUUCAAUGAACAACUUUAGUGGUACAAUUCCUGAAAGUAUCUACUCAUGCACCAACCAGUGAAAAAACUAUUAUUAAAAAUACAGGACCACAUGAUGAAGCACGUACUAUUUCAUUUUUCAGUCCAACAGUGUAACAUCAAGAAACAAGCGCUAAUUAAUUCAAGAAUUACAUCAUAAAUAUCAGGUGAGAACCAAAUAAAAGUUCAUAUUUCAUUUUUCAGUC
Molecule: messenger RNA, 1245 nt
Organism: Hordeum vulgare subsp. vulgare (domesticated barley)
Lineage: Eukaryota; Viridiplantae; Streptophyta; Magnoliopsida; Poales; Poaceae
Product: receptor-like protein 2
Exons: 1
Coding region: 1-1083 (360 amino acids)
Molecular function (GO): protein binding
Source: RefSeq, a predicted model, not a curated record